AUGUCGCCACUUCGGGAGACGCUCCUCUGGCUAUUGUUUAUGCAGAUUACGCAGAUUCAUGUGAGUUUUGUUUUUUUACAACCAUCGUUUUUGCUUUUGUUUACUAAUUUGUAGUUCCAAUUUAUUUGGAAUUAAUUUGUUGCAAAAAGUUAGCAAACUAGAGAAACAAUUGUUACUAACCUAUUGUAUUUGACAUUAGAAUGACUCGAAAAGUGUAGGGAUCGACGUAAGCCCGAGGGAUAUCUAAAUCUUUUAUCCAUGUGUAGUAAGAGCAAAACUGAGAGUAGACUCUGUCCUAAACCAAAUUACUGCAGUAUAUUACUGCUUUAAUAUUACUGAUUUAUAGUCUAAUUUAAUUUGUUACUCUAUAGUAUUUGCAUAUUCUAAUUUGGUUUAUAAAAUUUUAAUUUUUUGAGUCCCCACUCUCGAAACAGCAUAAAGACACAGGUCGUGAACAAAGCACUCCCAAUUUAACCGACCAACUCCUGGAAGUUGCCACUUUCACUUUCCAAUAUUACACUAGGUGAACUGAAUUGAAUGACGUUGGAAAAUAAGGUCGUCUUUUCGUAAAAUGAUCGGGAAUUUGAUUCGAAACGUUGUUUUGAACCUUGAUUAUUCGAUUACCAAACAUCGCACGACGAAUGUUUGAUCAAGCGCGCCGAUCUCGACACUUUUCGUUUUCUCUACAAAGGGUUGUAAUAAUCAUACUUUAAGGUCGGCAGUUGACUAUCUCCGAGAGUAUAAUUUGCUAACUUGAGAUCAUUCUAACCUAAGGUCAUAAUAUAGGUUUCCUUUUCGCUCAUAAGAUGGACUCGAAUUCAAAUAUACUUAAGCUAAUGUCAAGAGAGCCCGGUACAAUAUAAAUUCAAGUGCUCUUGAUGGGUUUCCAAAUGUAGGCGGUAACUAACAGUGCAACUCACACUGUUGAUCUAGUUGUAACUUUAACAUCAUUUGACUACAAUUUUUUUACCCAUAUUUAAGGGUACAAUUUAAAUCUCAAGUUAAUAUCUUGUGAUUUUAGUAAAAGUAAGAUUCGGAAAUGUGAGCAGAACCUCGUAGGCUUGUCCAAACUUCUCAGGGAUUCGUGGUGAGGCAGAAAAUUACAAAAAUCUUUGAUAAAAAAAAUAAAUCGAUUAGUUUUCAAAUUGUAUUACUAUAGGUAGUCUCAGCUCCAAAUUUUUAUAAAUUACACUAAAAUCACGCUACUUUUUUACACCAGGCGCUCAUACUUUUGAUCUCUGCCCUUGCUCUUAUCUAAAUUUAUCCCCGGAUCUUCUCAAAUCCCACAUGAUCCAGUCCAUUAACGCCUUUUUUCAUUCCUUCCCAUCUUUUAUUUUUGCAAAUAUCUUUUGGAACCAAUUCAAUUUCUUUAAACCGGAAAUAUUCGGAGAGAAUUGAUCUCAAAAUUUGUUUUGAUGUUAUUCUAGGGGAGUUGCAAAGCAACCUUUCCGGUCAUCAUCCAUCUCCAAGCCCUUAGGGCUUGUCUACAAUUAAUUGAGCCAUAAAUCAGGAAAUGUAACAAGCUUUAAAGCGGAGUAAAAGCCGUACACACAAGAAAAAGGCGGUUGUAAACAAUAAAAAGCUAUCAAUCUACACGUAAACUUAGAAUACAGUAAUUUCCAAAUUUGUAAAUAUUAUUCAAGGCCUCGAAAAUAGGUUAUACCAACUUAGAAAGGCUUAAUCUUUACCUCUAUGCCAUUUACUAUCCAAAAAGACUGUGAACGCAGAAAUAGCAGGCUGCAGACAUUUCUAGUGUAACAUUCAGGUCUAGUGUACUAUGGGAUUAUAGACCGCAGAUUAAGGGGAUUAGCUGCACGAGUACAACUGACCAUUUGCUACUACGAUUCUAACGCUAUAAAGAAGAAACCCCAACCAAACAUUACUCUCGGGACGUUCGGAUAAUACCAUUGUGAUGUCAUUCUUUGAAGAAACUACAAAUCUUUUGUGACCAAUCCUCAAAAUCUUAAAUAUAUUCUAAUUCUUAAAUUGUUUCAGGCGUCUCCCUUCCUGGACGUUUAUCUCCGAGUAGAGCCAACCGAUGACUUUUGUGGCCCCAGGCAAUGCAAUAUCAGUUACGCCAUGUCAGUUCUAUUAUCACAGAACCAUUUUGAUCUACAGGUAAGAAUACUGAACCCUUGAAAGAUGCUCUCUACGCAGCAGUCGUACUAGAACAACAUCUGAACCUCAUGUUUCAGAGUGUAAUGUUACAAGAGGGUUCAAUGAUGAGGAUAAACGAUCGCAUCUUCCAAGACAAUACGGUCAUACGACUAUCGCCGGAUGUCCUCGAAAGCGACAGAAUUUAUCUAGGAUUAUCACUUUUGGAUGUGCCUGAGGACAUGCAAAGUAAGGAGAAAAAAAGAUUUAUAUGGAAUACAUGAGGGUCAAGAGUGUAAAAAAUAUUUUUAGAAUACAUAGUCGCUGAUGUCAGCGAUGUGAUCUCGAAAGGGCGCAAAUCUAGGAUGGAGUUCACAACAGAGACAGCCAAAGUUACAUUGGUCAUCUACAAGAGAUCAGAGGUUUCAUUCCGUAAGUUUAGAGCAAUUUUUGAGUAUAAUUUUGAUUAGAGGCAAUCCAAGAGAGAUCAAGACUGUCUAACAGGCAUAAUCUUUGAGAAAGCCCUUCUUAUUUAUUUUUUUUGGAAAGAAGCAAGACCCCGCAUUAAAACAGUUCGAAAAAUGACUUUUUCUCGACUUCGAACUCCGAAAAAAACUAAAGCCAAUCCAAUUUUUCAGAUUCCGAAGACCGAAUAGAAGUCGAGAACCACAAUCCCUGGGAGAUCACAGACCAGAAACAACAGAAAAAACUGCUCGAAGAAGGAUGCCAUUGUGAGGGGAAAGAUUGUGGGUGUUGUCGUCAUUUGACGGUCCGAAAGAUCCAUCUGGACGAUGACGUUUGCCUCAACAUGACCUACAUUCCUCAAGAUCUGGGGGUUCGAGUGUCGAUGAGUGUGGACGGCCGGGUCUACUACAACAAGGAGAUCUCGGGUGAGUGAUCUGGGCUGUGUUCUAGAGCAAAACAAACAUGAUCUCCGAACAGUUUACGCGGGAGGAUGACGUCGUUUACAAAAUUUGUCCUUUUUGUUGGUCAACAAACAAAACUGGGUCAUUGAGUCGAGUUCAAGGGAUUUGUUGCGAUUUUUGUAACGAAAAUGCAAAGCCUUCAAAACUUUACAAUUAGCGGAAAUUGGAGGAAAUAUCGCGCCUUCCCAUGCCCUUAAGCAGUGGCCCGAAUGUCAAUGGACAUUUCGUGUCUCUCGUAGGCGUCGCAAUUCCUUUGUUUAUCGCUGCACAGUGCCUACAGUACCCAUCCGGCCACUUUACAGUAAAAAAAAAUACUCUCAUCCAGGUGGAAACAUUUCGUUGAAAUUCCCGUAAUUCCGACGGAAAAACAAAAAUUUACGUGGUUGCCCCGAAUUAGACAUUAAGUGUAGGAGGUAAACAACCAAAUUACACAUGCCACAUUACACAUACAUAUAUAUAUAUAUUAUGUAUGAGAUUAAAGAUUUCGUGGGAUAAUUGGAUAAAUUAAGGCAAUCAAAGAGAGAUUGGUCUGGGUGAAAAGUGAUCAGCCUGAUCUCUGAACUUUGUACUUGACCCCGACUUUCAAAAAAUCCCCAUUUUCUAAUGGGAAUUCCAAAAAAACUAACCAAAAAUAUUUCUCCGACCACCUGCGUCAGGAUUACGGUAGACUGGUACCGAAUGCUGUCGAAAUAACAGAUUUACGACCUUGUUUGCAGAGAAAGGACAAGGCCGAAUUAUGAGUCAGAUCAGGGCACUUCCUCCUCAUUUUUUAGACAUUAUAUUAGACUUGUUUUCGUUUGCGAAGACCAAGUUUUAAUUCCAAUCGCCUGACCUAAAUUCCCACGUGAUUAGAUUAUUUCGGCGUCGCUGAAUAAAACCCCUUCAGGGGUUUAUAAAUAAAUGAAGAAAGAAACGCAGUGUUUACACUUUCCCUUAUACAGUAGAGUAAGGGGAAAACAACUACCGAGUAGCGGAAAGAGCAAAGUUAGGGUGAUCGAAAGACAGCGCCAAUCAAAAGAGUAAUUGUAGUUUACAGUAGACCAAAAUGACGAAAGCCGAGUGAUUAUAUUAUACCAGGUUACUCAUACCAGGAAACGAAAACAAGGAAGGUCAAAACAACUCCGCUCGCCCAAUAAUUCGAAUACGUUGAAGAGACUUUAAUCCUGUUUAUUACUACCCAAAUUUUAUUGCGUAACCAGCGACAGUUUGACCUGUGUGGGAUCGAAUGUUUUCGAUAGAGGGACAGUCAAAUUGUAACAAACAACAUUCCAUCCACAACUGAAAGAACGAAAAAAAAUGUUCUUUGGAAUGGCAUCAUCCUCCCAAUCUUGCUCACAAUAAAAAAAAAGUUCGAAAACGUACAUAAAAGUUUAGUUUUAAUGUCUACUACAAUAUACUAAAUGCCAAUUUCAGUGACAGAGAGCCUUCCCAUAUGCUUCGCGGUACCUCACCUCCGAGAAUAUGCGAGUUUAUGUAUCAAAAUGUACAAUGUAAGUUGCCUUACAUAAACAAAAAGGUGAUCUGUUAUAAAUAAUAUCCAAAUUCCUAACUAAUCUAUUCAAAUUUAGUUCGAAGAACACGACAAACACGUAUCCUUCUGUACGGAGUUGGAAGCCCGACUGUACCAUCUGAAGAUCGCCCGGAAAAAGAUUGGCUGCAUGAAAGUGCCCAUCUAA
Messenger RNA from Bursaphelenchus xylophilus (pine wood nematode), 4696 nucleotides. NCBI's taxonomy places the organism in Eukaryota, Metazoa, Nematoda, Chromadorea, Rhabditida, Aphelenchoididae. The record is from the annotation of a GenBank genome assembly.